CCGAUGGCUGGCAGAUAUUUUAACAAAAACAAUUUAUUGGAAUUCUGUAAGCGCUUCACAACAAGCGAAUUCCAGCAAUAUUUGAAUUUCAACAAGCAAAAUGCAGAAAAUAAUAAAAGUGUUCAGAAAGUGUCUGACUUUUGGCAACUAAUCGGCUGGAAUUACUAUUAUAAGCAACUGCAAGCGAAAAUGGAGCGUUUAGUCGAUGACGUGGAACUUGGCUUUCAAGCGCUUGGCCGCAAAGUACCAACAACGGGGAAGCAAUCACUGCAACAAGCUAAGCGUAAUGUACAACAGCUGAUGCUUCAGUCCAAACAACGUAUACGCCAAUUGGAAAGGGAUAUUGUACGCAUACGUGAUUACUUGCCACACAGGGAAGCCACUAAACAUGAUACACGGAAAACGGAAUAUCAAAAUAUAGACUCUAUAACGAUGAUGGAAGAGGGUAAACUUGCUAAAGAUAGACCUCAACUCAUUUUUGAUUUGAAAGGCGACAUGCAGGAUUUUUUAUUGCAAAGCAACAGGAAGACUACCCUUACACAUGAAUCUACCUCUGCAACAAAAUCUAUUGAUGAAUCGAAACCAACACAAGUGAGGGAAAAUAUACAAAAAUCUACUAAACAAACUUUAGAAGUUGAUAAAAAGCUGUCAAAUGACUCAUCGAUGACUGAUUCUGCUGUAUCCUUGCGUGUCGCUGAUGCUGAUAUACCGAGAUCCCUAAUGCUUAGCGCUGAUAAGAGUAACUGAGCAGAGUUUGUGCUAUUCGGCAAGCCUAUUGUUCUAUGAAUUGUAUAUGAUUUUGAAGGAAGCCUAUUUUUUUACAUAAAAAAGAAUUUUUUUCAGAUUCUUUCACUUCUUAUAUACAUUAUGCAAUA
Molecule: messenger RNA, 875 nt
Organism: Bactrocera tryoni
Lineage: Eukaryota; Metazoa; Arthropoda; Insecta; Diptera; Tephritidae
Exons: 3
Coding region: 4-747 (247 amino acids)
Biological process (GO): proton motive force-driven ATP synthesis
Molecular function (GO): proton transmembrane transporter activity
Source: RefSeq, a predicted model, not a curated record